Gryllus bimaculatus (two-spotted cricket) is the source of this 2092-nucleotide messenger RNA. The record is from the annotation of a GenBank genome assembly. NCBI's taxonomy places the organism in Eukaryota, Metazoa, Arthropoda, Insecta, Orthoptera, Gryllidae.
CAAGUAGGGCUCCCGCUGUCUCUAAAUGUGUUGCUCUGUGAUAUCUGUUAUUACGAAUGUUCUCCGAAGUAUUGUGUGAAUCAUUUGAACUUCUGUGUUUACUUAUUGUGUGAUACAGUUUGUUUAGUAUCCGAUCUAGGCAGCUUGCGGUAAGUGUCCAUACAACGGCAGAAUAAUGAACCGAAGAAAAAAGGCAAAAGUGGAGAGUCGAGAUCAAGAAGAGACGUCUACCCAUUUAUUAGGGAAAGAUGUAAUUGAUAUGUCUGAAAAGACAAAAGAUGGUGGGCCAUGCACGACAGCUGAAAAACGUUUUUCAAAUGAAAUUGUGAAGAACAGUUUAACGAAUUUUGAACGAGGUUCGGGUACUACUUCCUCCAAAAUUGAGGAGGAGGAAGAGCUAGUUUCUGAUCAAGAUGACAAUACCAAUUUGGAAGGAGCUGCUUUUCAGAGCCGUUUACCCUUUGAUAAAAUGACAGCAACAGAAGCUGCUUAUUUCUCAGAUGUUGCUCAAGGAACGCAGGAGUUACAAGGUGUGUUUUUACACAUUCGUAACCGUUUGCUUCAGAUAUGGUUAGAGAAUCCUAAACAACAAUUACUCUUUGAGAAAGCUGUUUCAGAAAUCGAGGCUCCAUACCAAGGCGACGAAUCUUUAGUGAUGCGAAUAUAUGUUUUCCUUGAACAACAUGGGUACGUAAAUUUCGGCGUUUUUAAGAGAUUGAAGCCACUUCCCGUCCAGAAGACGCGCAGGGUCGUGGUGCUUGGGGCAGGAAUCGCAGGUCUUGUCGUAGCUCGUCAACUGCAGCAUCUCGGAAUGGAGGUCGUGGUUUUGGAAGCCAGAGAUCGUGUAGGUGGACGGAUAGCAACCUUCCGCAAAUCAAAUUACAUUGCUGAUUUAGGCGCAAUGAUUAUUACUGGUUUGGGAGGUAAUCCUCUUAACGUCUUAUCAAAACAGAUAAAUUUACAACUGCAUAAGAUAAAACAGCGAUGCCCUUUGUAUGAAUCUGACGGCAAAACAGUGCCCAAAGACAAAGAUGAGUUGGUUGAAAGAGAAUUCAAUCGCCUAUUGGAAACAGCUAGUUACUUGUCAUAUCAGUUGGAUUUUAAUAAUACAUGUGGUAAACCUGUUUCUCUCGGCCAGGCCCUUGAAUGGAUCAUUAAUUUACAAGAGAAACAUGUUAAGGAUAAGCAAGUGCAACACUGGAAGGCUGUUGUUAAACUUCAGGAACAACUGAAAGCCGACCAACUUCGCUUACUCGCUCUUAGAGAAAAGAUUGAUGAUAUGGGCAAACAGUAUAAACGGUUUGUUGGGACGAAAGGUCCCCGUGACGUCACACGAGAAUUUCUUGUUCGCUGCACGCUUCGAGAGCUCAAUAAUGCUUGCCGGAAUUGGGACGCAUUGUCGGAGCGGCAGAAAGUGACGGAGGAAAAGCUGCAAGAACUGGAGGCGUCUCCGCCCAGCGAUGUGUAUUUAUCAUCUCGCGACCGCCGUAUCUUGGACUGGCACUUGGCUAACCUGGAAUACGCCAACGCUACACCGCUGAACAACCUGUCGCUGAAGCAGUGGAACGAGGAGGACACGGAUGGGGCAGAAAUAAGCGGCGGCCAUUACAUGGUACACGAUGGCUUCUCGAGAGUGCCCGUGGCGCUCUCUGAGGGCGUGGAUGUCCGACUCAACACGGCGGUGCGACGUGUGACUUACAGCCCUCAGGGCGUGCAGGUGGAGGCGGCGGGCCCGCGCACGCACGACCGGCCCGUGACGCUGACGGCGGACGCGUGCGUGUGCACGCUGCCGCUGGGCGUGCUGAAGCAGGCGCCGUCGUCGGGGGGCCGCGUGUUCUGGGAGGCCGCGACCGACGUGUUCGGCCACGUGGGCGGCACGACGGCGUCGCGUGGCGAGCUGUUCCUGUUCUGGCGCGCGGCACGGGCGGGGGCGCCCGCGCUGGUGGCGCUGCUGGCGGGCGAGGCGGCGGGCGUGGCCGAGCGCGUCAGCGACGCACGUGGUGGUGGGCGCUGCGUCGCCGUGCUCAAGACCAUUUCGGACCCUCCGCCGUGCCGCCGCCCAAGAGGUAGCAACAGAAAUAAAAUAAAUUAA